Messenger RNA from Phalaenopsis equestris, 994 nucleotides. Its product is annotated as vesicle-associated protein 2-1-like. Lineage: Eukaryota; Viridiplantae; Streptophyta; Magnoliopsida; Asparagales; Orchidaceae. The transcript is spliced from 8 exons. Gene Ontology annotation, biological process: endoplasmic reticulum membrane organization. Bases 125 to 784 code for a protein of 219 amino acids. Gene Ontology annotation, cellular component: endoplasmic reticulum membrane; plasma membrane. The record is from RefSeq and is a predicted model, not a curated record.
CAAACAUCUCAAGUUCUUAGCUGAGUUCGCAGUAUAAGUUCCGUCCUUUUUGGCCGAACUCGAUACCUAGAAGAAGAAGGUCCCAUUUCGAUCUCCCUCGGAUUUGGAUCAUCGGGAGUCGAAGAUGAGCAGUGGACAGUUGCUCUCUAUUCGCCCUGAAGAACUCACCUUCGAGGUUGAGCUAGAGAAGCAGGCUUAUUGCAGUGCCAAGGUCAUCAACAACAGCGAGCACUAUGUCGCCUUUAAGGUCAAAACCACUUCUCCAAGGAAGUAUUUAGUGCGGCCAACUAUCAGCGUGAUUCAGCCUUGGGAUACAGGCAUUAUUAUGGUCACCCUUCAAGCUCAAAAGGAGUUGCCGCCAGACCUGGAAUGCAAGGACAAGUUUCUUAUCCAAAGCAUUAAAUUGCCGCCGCACCUUGUCUUUGAAGAUAUCCCUCCCGAUUUGUUCAAUAAAGAUGAUAACAAGGUGAUUGAGGAAUGUAGGCUUAGCGUCGUCUAUGUUCCUGCCCGGUCUGGUAUAGUAAAAAUUGAGGAGGAAUCAGAAGACACUGAUAUGGCGAGGAGACGGAGAGCUGAAGAGGCAUUGCGACGCGUACGAGAGGAACUAGAUUUUACUCUUCAACAAAAUAAACUUUUGCAGCACGAAAUAGAAAUGCUAAGGAGCAGUAGCCGCAGUAGAACAGCUGCGAGCUUUUCACUGAGAUUUGCUGCCAUUGUUGGCUUGAUUGGAGUAUUAAUUGGCAUGUUACUAAACCUUGCGCUGUAUCGGCGCUCUGCUGCUUGACUCAACUCGGUUUUGCUGCCGAGCUUUGGUUAUUUAAUUUCCAUAUUAUUUUAUUUCUUCGUUUGUUCCUGAACCAGACAGGUUUUAAUUUUUUUUUUUUAUUUUUUUGGAUUAUGUUGAAAAUAAUCUAAAAAAUGGAAUUUAAUUCCAUUGCAAUUUUUUAAAUGAUUGUUUUAUGAGAAAUGAAAAGCUUAUAAUUUCAUAGUGUUU